Messenger RNA from Dictyostelium discoideum AX4, 3483 nucleotides. It is a transcript of the gene dhx8, whose product is annotated as DEAD/DEAH box helicase. The transcript has a single exon. Gene Ontology annotation, cellular component: nucleus. The coding region runs from base 1 to 3483 and encodes 1160 amino acids. Gene Ontology annotation, biological process: mRNA splicing, via spliceosome. Gene Ontology annotation, molecular function: ATP binding; RNA helicase activity; ATP hydrolysis activity. NCBI's taxonomy places the organism in Eukaryota, Evosea, Eumycetozoa, Dictyosteliales, Dictyosteliaceae. The record is from RefSeq and is a predicted model, not a curated record.
AUGGAUAAAUUAGAAAGGAUAGAGUUAGAAUCACAAGUAUGUAAUGAAUUAGAAAGGUUUAUUGGAAGUGGUGACAAACUUUUAGCCGAGUUUGUUAUUGGUUUAGCUGACGAAAAUCCUAAACUAAAGGAUUUCAAUAAAGCAAUAUCAGAGAAUGUACCAGAUUUUCCAGAAUCAUUAAGUUCACAUUUAUUUAAUCUAAUUGAAAAAAUGAAAAAGAAAACAACAACAACAACUAAUAAUAAUAAUAAUAAUAAUAAUAAUAAUACCAACACAGCAAAAACAACAACUACAACAACAACAACAACAACUACAACUAAUAAUAAUAAUUAUAAAGAGUCAGAAUGGGAAGAAACCAAAUUAAAUUCAAAUUCUAAUAAUCAAAAGAAAAAUCAAUUUCCAGGAUUAUCAAUACCAAAUAAAGUAGAAUGGGAUCAAGGUAAAAUCGUUGAUGUACCAAUUGAUGAUGAAAAAACUAAAGAAGAAUUAAAGAGAAAACAACAAGAUAUGGAUAGAGAAUUUGAACGAGAACAAAGAGAAAAGAGAGAUAGAGAUAGAGAACAACAAAAUAAAAGGAGAGAAAUUGAUAAAGAACCAAUUUUAUAUAAAAUUUAUGAUGGUAAAGUUUCAUCUAUAAAUGAUUAUGGUUGUUUUGUUACAUUGGAAGGUAUUGCAGGUCGUAGAGAUGGUUUAGUUCAUAUCUCUCAAAUUUUAUCAGGUAGAACUAAAUUGAAUCAUCCUUCUGAUGUCGUUAAACGUAAUCAACAAGUAAAAGUUAAAAUAUUAUCUGUUGCCUCUUCAAAAAUUAGUUUAUCAAUGAAAGAUGUUGAUCAAUCAACUGGUAGAGAUUUAAAUCCACAACAAAAUAUACAAUCAAUCAUUUCAACAAAUUCAACAAAUAAUAGAUCAAAUCCAUUUAAACCAAAUAAUAACAAUAAUAACAGCAGCAACAACAACAACAAUGAUGAUGAUGAUAAAUAUACAACAAGUAAAAAUAGAAAAAGAAUUGCAUCACCUGAUAGGUGGGGAUAUAAACAAUUAAUAGCAAGUGGUAUUUUAUCGGUACCAGAGAUGCCAAAUUAUGAUAAAGAGGUUGGAUUAGUUAAUCAUGAUGAAGAACAACCAGAAGAGGAUUUUGAUAUUGAGAGAAAUGAAGAUGAACCUCAAUUUCUAAAGGGUACUCGUAUGAAUAUGCAACAAUUAUCACCAAUUAAAAUCGUAAAGAAACCAAAUGGAUCAUUACAACGUGCUGCCUCAACUCAAACCGCACUUUCAAAGGAGAGAAAAGAGGAAAAGAAUCAACAACGUAAUGAAAUGAUGGAUAGUAUACCAAAGGAUCUUAGUUUACCUUGGCACGAUCCAAUGCCUGAAGCGGGUGAACGUCAUUUAGCUCAAGAAAUUCGUAGUAUAGCUGGUCAAGGUAUUGAUACUGAGAUACCAGAAUGGAAAAAGGUUACACAAGGUUCACACAUUCAAUAUGGUAAAGCAACUAGUAGAUCCAUUAAGGAACAAAGAGAAUCAUUACCAAUCUUUCCAUUGAGAGAAGCAUUUCUUCAAGCAGUUAGUGAACAUCAAUUAUUGGUUGUCAUUGGUGAAACUGGUUCUGGUAAAACAACUCAAAUGGCUCAAUAUUUAGCUGAGGCAGGUUAUGGUACUAGAGGUAAAAUAGGAUGUACUCAACCAAGAAGAGUUGCUGCAAUGUCUGUUAGUAAACGUGUUGCUGAAGAAUUUGGUUGUCAAUUGGGUCAAGAGGUUGGUUAUGCUAUUAGAUUCGAAGAUUGUACCUCUCCUGAAACCAUUAUUAAAUUUAUGACCGAUGGUAUUCUACUUAGAGAAUGUCUAUUGGAUCCAAAUUUAUCAGCCUAUAGUGUAAUCAUUUUGGAUGAAGCACAUGAAAGAACCAUUAGUACAGAUGUACUCUUUGGUUUAUUGAAACAAGCAUUACAACGUAGACCUGAAUUAAAGGUAUUGAUCACCUCUGCAACAUUGGAAGCUGAAAAAUUUUCAAAGUACUUUAUGAAUGCCCAAUUGUUUAUCAUUCCUGGUCGUACAUUCCCCGUUGAUAUUCGUUAUACAAAAGAUCCAGAGGCUGAUUAUCUUGAUGCUUCAUUGAUCACUGUAAUGCAAAUUCAUCUCUCUGAACCACCUGGUGAUAUCUUAUUGUUUUUAACGGGUCAAGAAGAGAUUGAUGCAGCUUGUCAAAUCCUCUAUGAACGUAUGAAAUCAUUGGGCUCCAAUGUACCCGAUUUAAUUAUCUUACCUGUUUAUUCAGCAUUACCAUCAGAGAUGCAAACUAAAAUCUUUGAACCUGCACCACCUGGUAGUAGAAAAGUUGUCAUUGCAACCAAUAUCGCAGAGACUUCUUUGACUAUAGAUGGUAUUUACUAUGUAAUUGAUCCUGGUUUUAGUAAACAAAAAUGUUUUAAUCCAAAGAAUGGUAUGGAUUCAUUGGUAGUCGCUCCAAUUAGUCAAGCUGCUGCUAGACAAAGAUCUGGUAGAGCCGGUCGUACUGGUCCUGGUAAAUGUUAUCGUCUCUACACUGAAUCCGCCUUUAAGAAUGAAAUGUUAGCAUCAUCCAUACCUGAAAUUCAACGUACAAAUCUUGGUAAUACCGUGUUAACCAUGAAAGCUAUGGGUAUCAAUGAUUUGUUAAAUUUUGAUUUCAUGGAUCCACCACCAGUUCAAACUCUAGUCUCAGCUAUGGAACAACUCUAUUCACUUGGUGCAUUGGAUGAAGAAGGAUUACUCACUCGUUUAGGUAGAAAAAUGGCAGAAUUCCCAUUGGAUCCUCAAUUGUCAAAGAUGUUAAUAGCCUCAGUAGAUCUCGGUUGUAGUGAUGAGAUUCUAACCGUGGUGGCAAUGUUAUCAGUUCAAAAUGUUUUCUAUCGUCCAAAAGAGAAACAAGCUUUAGCCGAUCAAAAGAAAGCAAAAUUCUUUCAACCUGAAGGUGAUCAUCUAACUCUACUAAACGUUUAUGAAUCUUGGAAAAAUAGUAAAUUCAGUAAUCCUUGGUGUUUUGAAAACUUUGUUCAGGCUCGUUCCCUUCGUAGAGCUCAAGACGUUAGAAAACAAUUGAUCACAAUUAUGGAUCGUUACAAAUUGGAUAUCAUUUCCGCCGGUAGAAACUAUACAAAAAUUCAAAAGGCAAUCUGUUCGGGUUUCUUUGCAAACGCUAGCAAAAAAGAUCCAAAUGAAGGCUAUAAAACUUUGGUCGAGGGUCAACCAGUUUACAUUCAUCCUUCCUCCACUCUCUUCAAUAGAAAUCCCGAUUGGGUAAUCUAUCAUGAGUUGGUUAUGACCACCAAAGAAUAUAUGAGAGAGGUUUGUACCAUCGAUCCAAAAUGGUUGGUUGAAUUGGCUCCAAAAUUCUUUAAAACUUCUGAUCCAAAUAAAAUUUCAAAAAGAAAAAGAAAAGAAAAAAUUGAACCACUUUAUGAUAAAUAUAAUGAUCCAAAUGCUUGGCGUCCUUCAAAAAGAAAAUAA